GCACACAGCCUUGGAACUGCACAAUGCUGUAGAGGACAGUUGUGCUAGACACUUCAGUCAAGAUGGAGUCUGGGAAGGACCUCACAGGAACUCUGGCACUAGCGGUGUUCACUGCAGCACUGGGAUCUCUGCAGUACGGAUAUAGCCUGGGAGUCAUCAAUGCCCCUCAAAAGGUCAUUGAAAGGCACUAUGCUCGUGCUCUUGGGGUCGUGCCUGAAGACUGGGAUCAUUCGGAUUCUUACAAUAGCACAGAGACAACGAAAACCCAUUCCUCUGUGGUUAUGUACUGGUCUCUGUCUGUAGCAAUCUUUUCGGUCGGAGGUGUGCUCUCUUCUUUCCUGGUUGGAUUUGUCGCUGAUGUACGAGGAAGGGUUAAAGGCAUGCUGGCAGUGAAUGUGUUGGCAGUGACUGCAGGUCUACUCAUGGGCCUUGCUAAGAUGAGCCAGCCUCACAUCAUGGUGAUUGCAGGGCGGGCCAUCAUGGGAUUUUACUGUGGACUCUCAUCAGGGCUGGUGCCCAUGUAUAUUGGGGAGAUUUCCCCUGUGAAGUACAGAGGAGCCCUGGGAACACUGCAUCAGCUGGCUAUAGUAGUAGGGAUCCUAAUCAGUCAGGUCAUUGGUUUGGACUUCUUAUUGGGCAAUGAUGACAUGUGGCCUUUACUAUUGGGUCUCUCUGGGGCUCCGGCUAUUCUUCAGAGCGUAUUACUUCCCCUGUGUCCAGAAAGUCCACGCUACCUCUACAUUAAACUUGGCAAGGAAGAUGAAGCAUGCAAAAGUCUUAAAAGACUCAAGGGUGAAUAUGACCCAUCUAAAGACCUUGCUGAGAUGAAAGCAGAGAAGGAAGAGGUUAUGAGGGAAGCAAGAGUGUCCAUCCCAGUGCUAGUGCGCUCUUCAGUGUACCGCCAGCAGCUCUUUGUGGCUCUGAUGAUGCAUCUAUCACAGCAGUUCUCAGGGAUCAAUGCUAUAUUUUAUUACUCUACAAGUAUCUUCCAUAAAGCUGGUGUCACUCAGCCUGUCUAUGCUACCAUUGGAGUAGGAGUUGUAAACACCAUUUUCACCAUGGUAUCGGUGGUUUUGGUGGACAAGGCUGGGCGACGCACAUUAACAUUGGUUGGAUUAGGUGGAAUGUGUUGCUGUGCUGUGAUGAUGACUGUUGGAUUAUCUUUACUUGAUACAUACUCUUGGAUGAGCUACUUGAGUAUGGCAGCCAUAUUCCUGUUUGUGUGCUUCUUUGAGAUUGGGCCAGGACCAAUCCCAUGGUUCAUUGUGGCUGAGAUCUUCAGUCAAGGGCCUCGUCCAGCUGCUAUUGCACUGGCUGGUUGUUGUAACUGGACCAGCAACUUCGUUAUCGGCAUGUUUUUCCCAUAUAUUGAGGACUGUUUAGGAAAUUACGUAUUCAUCCUCUUCGCGGUGCUGCUGUUUGGAUUCACUGUUUUCAUAUACUUCCGUGUUCCUGAGACCAAAGGGAAGACCUUUGAUGAGAUUUCGGCCGUGUUCCAGCGUAAGCGACGAGGUGCCACGCCCUCUGGGUCCAAGCCAGCAGAAACAGAGAUGGAGCAGCUGAAGAAGUCUGUGGAGGCCUGACUGAGGUCAUAGUGAACUUGUACAAGCAACAGGACGACUGGGACUGCUGCGCCUCCUUUAGAGCUUUCCUUUUUUUUCUGUCUAACUUCUUUGUAUGAGCAGCUAUGAUGAAAAAAUCUCUUAAUACAUUUUAUAGUCACAAUGAAAUGUGCUGAAAUAGGCUGAACAGAUGAGUAUCUUCAUGAUAGUUAGAGUUUGUUGCUAUUGGACUGUGGGCUGAGUUUUUUUUUUAGUGUAAAAAAACUCCCACACAGCAGUGAAGUGAGGUAUUAUUCAUUGUUUAACGAAAUCAAGAUUUAUAUGCAUGUUACCUGACACACUUAGUGAUGUAUAGAGUAUAGAGUACAGAGUCCUUCAUGGAUCAGUAUCCAUGAAGGACCUAAGAGUGCCAAAAUAAAAUGGAAAACUGAUUAAAUAUAAAACUUAAAAACAAUUUUAAAAAAACAGUCUGUAGUAAAUACAAUAGUAAAAUUAUAAGUCCAAAUAUAGAGCAUAUAUGUAUGUAUGUGGGUCUACUUGUAUUCUUUUUUUUAAAUUUAUUUAUAUGCUGUUUUUAAAUUUCUGUUAAUCUUUCCUGUAAUAUGCAUGUGAAAAAAUACGGGUUUCCAGUUCCUACAAGUGAAGUAAGACUUGUCAAUCAAGUUGUGGCCAUUGAUAAGGAUUCUUAAACAACAACUUCAUGAAAGUGCAUGUUAAUUAUGUGAAAAUGAAAGACAAAUGAUUCAGAGCAUGCCUGCAUAAAUACAUGCAUACAUGCAGUUGAACUUAAGCUCCAAAUGAUUCAUUUCUGGAUGUGUUUAUGAAUCUUUUAUUUACAAUUCAUUCUUUAUUUACAUAUUUAUUUUGGCACUCUGACUAAACCACAUGUAAUGUAUGCUAGUAAUAUGCUAGCUAUGCUUUUGUGUAAACCUACUAUUUGGCAAAACAUUUGGUAAGGGGAAAGGCAGAUAAUGUAUAAAGAAUGGAGUGUGCAACCGUUACAGGCUAUUUAUGACGAUUUCCAUGCAUUUUGACUGAUACUUGACUCAUGUUUCCAUGUAUUGUGACUAAGACUGGACUCACAUUUCCAUGCAUUUUUACUGAAGUCUAAAGUUUGAUCAUCGGCUACAUCUCAUUAUAUGACUGUUUUUAUAUAUAUACACAUGCAGAGAUAACGAUAAAAUAAAAGAGUAGAUAACAAUACUAUAACUUGCUUUCAUAAUUAUAAGUAUCCUCAUCCAAUGAAAGCGUACUGAGAGGAACAGUAUUGAAGAUCACCGUGAAUUACAAAUCAGUAUUGUUCAUGUCCAUGUCCAUUAAAAUGCCUUCCAAAUGCUCUGUAUUAAAACCUUACAGUUGGACUAACCAGAAAUUAAUCUUGUAACCAGAAAUGAGGUGAAAAUUAUUUGUAAUACAGUUUUGAUGCAGUUUUGAUGCUAUACAGUUCAGUUUACAUUAGUGAAGCUAAAAACACAAGUGAAUGGCUGUAAAGUAAUAUUUUGAAAACCUGUAAAUAAAUUAUGCUAUGCAAUUUU
Messenger RNA from Chanos chanos (milkfish), 3097 nucleotides. RefSeq names its product solute carrier family 2 member 2 (gene slc2a2). The record is from RefSeq and is a predicted model, not a curated record. NCBI's taxonomy places the organism in Eukaryota, Metazoa, Chordata, Actinopteri, Gonorynchiformes, Chanidae. Gene Ontology annotation, biological process: dehydroascorbic acid transport. The transcript has 11 exons. Gene Ontology annotation, molecular function: D-glucose transmembrane transporter activity. Gene Ontology annotation, cellular component: brush border; plasma membrane. Bases 63 to 1583 code for a protein of 506 amino acids.